Penaeus chinensis is the source of this 5554-nucleotide messenger RNA. RefSeq names its product eyes absent homolog 1-like (gene eya). The record is from RefSeq and is a predicted model, not a curated record. Gene Ontology annotation, biological process: multicellular organism development; positive regulation of DNA repair; cell differentiation. The transcript is spliced from 14 exons. Gene Ontology annotation, molecular function: protein tyrosine phosphatase activity. Gene Ontology annotation, cellular component: nucleus. The coding region runs from base 122 to 2116 and encodes 664 amino acids. Lineage: Eukaryota; Metazoa; Arthropoda; Malacostraca; Decapoda; Penaeidae.
GUUAACCGCUCUCGGAGGUGGUAGUUGUCCCAGCGCCGCCCCAGGGCUUCGCUCGCCGGCGCAUAACCAAUGGCGAAACGGAUCUCGGCGACGAGGCGAGCGAACGGUGUUCUCCAACUAGAUGCCACGCGCUUGCAGGUGCGAGGUACCGGCGGUGUCCUCCCCGGCCAGCCACAGCGACAGCGGGUGCGCAUCCCCGUCGGAAGCCUCUGGCGGCGGCGGCGGCAACGGCAGUGGCGGAGAGGUCCUCGCGCCUUUGGUCAACAUCGCUCGCGGGGUGUCUAUGGCAGGUUCCUCCGCGGCUACUUCUCCUGCGGCAGCGUCUUCGUCAGUGUCUUCAUCGUAUCACCAGAGCACAAGCGGUGGACCUCCUCCCCCUCCUCCCCCUGCGGCCCAGCCAGCGCCCCAGGCGUCUGCAGACCCUGCUUGGCUGACGCCCACGUCCAUACACCACAACAACAACACAUUGCUCGAAGUGAAGGGCGAGCCGAGCAGUAGCAACACAGCCGCCGACGUGUUCACGGACGCCCUGCCACCCUACACGCCGGCUGCAGAAAACAAGUCCGACCUCUCGUCCUCGCACCUACAGCAGCUCUAUUCCAGCACAAUGCAAGCGUACGGUGGCAACUCGUACAUGCAACCACCAGGGUUUUACAAUACGAUGCCGAACUCUCAGUAUUCCUACGGAUCGGAGUAUUUGAUAGGUUCAACCCGGGGUCUGAACCAGAGCGGAAAGACGCCCGCCGCCUCCACCUUAGGCUCCGGCACCCUCGGCUCCUCCUGCCUGGGCUCCACGGGCUCCCUCGGAUCAGCAAGCAGCUUAGGCUCCGCCACGGCCUCGUACCUUGCACCCUACAGCACGUUCGGGAGCAGUAGUGGCUCUCAGGCGUGCCAGAACCCCUACUAUGGCACCUCCUACAAUGCCUCUUUCGCUUCGAAUAACACACAGAAUUACGCGUCCACACAGCAGCAGGGGCUGGACUCCGCGGCAUACUACUACGCUGGCCAGGCGGCUGUGACAGGGGGCUACUACUACGGCCAGGGCUACCCGGGGUACAUGGGCUCCUCCACAGCCUCCACUACGUCGGCCGCCGCCGCCGCAGCCUCCAACGGGUUAAGCACCGGCCUGCCGACGCCGCCCACGCCCACCACCACCUACCAGCUCACCCUGCCCAUCGAAACAGAUUCAGGGUUCCAGGGCGUGGACAGUCCUUCCUCUCCGCUCAAAGACACAAGCUCGCGGUCUCGCAAUGGGCGGUCUCGGCGCGGCAACCCGUCUCCGGACCCCGAGAACAAGGUGGAGCGCGUCUACAUCUGGGAUCUGGACGAGACCAUCAUCAUCUUCCACUCGCUCCUCACGGGCACCUACGCAAGGACAUUCGGGAAGGACACUGCCAAUGCUGUUCAGCUGGGCUACCACAUGGAAAAGCUGAUAUUUGACCUGGCAGACACGCACUUCUUUUUCAAUGAUCUAGAGGAGUGCGACCAAGUUCACAUCGAUGACGUGUCUUCGGACGACAACGGCCAAGACCUCAGUAACUACAACUUCGCAACGGACGGGUUCAGCGCUGCCAACAGCAACGCUUCGCUGUGCCUGGGCACGGGUGUGCGAGGAGGCGUUGACUGGAUGAGGAAGCUUGCAUUCAGGUACCGCAAGAUCAAGGAACUUUUUAACAGCUGCAGGAACAAUGCCGGAAGUCUCCUGGAUCCCGAGAAUAGAGAAAAGUGGCACAGAGUUCGCCAGGAAAUCGAGACCCUGACAGACCAGUGGCUGACAGAGUCCAUGAAAUGCCUGCAGCUCAUAGCCUCUAGGCCCAACUGCGUGAACGUGCUGGUGACCACAACGCAGCUGGUCCCCGCCCUGGCCAAGGUCCUCCUCUACGGCCUCGGCUCCGUCUUCCCAAUCGAAAACAUCUACUCGGCAACCAAAGUCGGAAAAGAAAGCUGUUUCGAGCGCAUCGCCUCGAGGUUCGGUCGGAAGCCAGUGUACGUGGUCGUUGGCGACGGGCGCGACGAAGAGACAGCGGCUAAGCAGCUUGACUUCCCAUUCUGGCGGAUCCAGACCCACCAUGAUUUCGUGAAUCUAUAUAAGGCGCUGAGCGUGUGCGGCCUCUGAGCACCGUUUAGCUUGCCGCUUCAACUAAUCUGUUUCUUCCCCUACCUACUGCCCAGAUUUAACAGCAGUGUCAGUAAUAUUUGAAGUGUACAUUGCUUCUGCUAAUCUAUGUAAGUGUAGACUUUUUAAACCUUUCCCUCAUAGCUCAGAGUUAGUUUGUAGUGCGAGAGUAUGAAGCAUUCUGCUCAUUCCAUGUCUUUUCUCUGCACUAUCCACUUGUCUGUUUGAUGGCGGAAACAGCCGUGCACUUUCCCCAUUUAGAUCCUUUAAGCUUUUUAUCUCCUGUGAGAUCAAAUUCUCGCUAUUGGUCUGAACAAGACAAAUGUUCAACAAGGAAACAACAGAUGACAUCAGCGGAUAAAAGUGAAGCUUGCCUUUAAAACUUCGGCAAAAGCACAUUGUUGCUUAGAUGGAACAGACUACCAAAAAGUGAAAUCUCUUUGUGAACUUCAUAGGAAGUGUGAUUUAAGUGACAUUGUUUAUUUGUUUAAAGACUGACUUAUGAUUAUUGACAAGAAAAGUAUGGACGAAAACUUAUUGUCAAGAUCCAACUGCGAAGACUGACUUGCUUUCUUUUCUUGAGCUGGCUCAGCACCAGAGCAAAGUGAGUCAGCAGUGAUUUGUAUGGACCGACACCCUCCACACGCUGGACGUAAUGCAAGUUCAAAAGCAUCCAGAAUUAUUCCGUUGUUCGCAGAAAGCAUCUGUGCAAUGAAAUAUCUGCUAACAAGACGAAUCUAAGGACAAACAAGAAUCACAUUCAGUAUAUGUAGUGGAGUGAUGUAGUCAAUCAGUUGAUAAGGAAAUACUCGUGAUAAUGCUUGUUGAUUCCAAUAAGCACUUAAAUUAAUUGUCUGAUGUCUAAAUUGACAGUUGAAAACACAAACUUGUUAUGUAGUAGAGGUGUAUGUUUGCUUUAGACAUUCCCAAAGUACAUAUUCACAAGGUAUAUAUAUAUAUAUAUUUCUCAGUAUACUAACAUAUGGUUUGUGUAAGAAAAAGUGAGUUACAGCAGAAUUACUGUAAACAGCAUGGGAUGAGGAACAGUGUGUAAGUUCACCUUGCAAGCCCUUUAGAGUACCUUGUCUACUUGGAGGGGGAAUUGCAUGUUGAAACUGCAUUGCAGAUGUUUCUGCAUGUGGCAAAGUAUUAAUGUUUUGCGAAUUGCACUCCUUAGUUAAGGCUUGUUCUGGUUGAUUGUAAAGUCACAGCAAUUCCACAAAUUGGUGGUACAGCAUUGUGCCUGUAAAGACUCUUUGUGUUGUAGUGCUGUCACUGAAUACUUUUCUGUAUAUAUCUGCCUCUCUUACCAUUACAAUGAAGUAGUUUCCCAGCCAAACGUGAUACAUGAACUGUUUGGUGAACAGAAUGCCUGUUAGGUAGUUAUUCCUGCUUUGAAAAGUCCAUUUAAAUGGCAUAAAACAACGUUCCAUUUAUAUAACCAGAUGAAUUAUCCCUAAUAGUAAUGUUUGUACAAAAUGUAAAGCAUUAGAUGAUUGUCCUAAUCUGCUUUGUACCUUAAUAUUUGUAGUGACUGUAGUGUCAGAAGUCUGGAAUAUAUCACUGGCCAGUUAACCCACAUUUAUAUUUCUACUGCUUGACAAUGGUACCUCCCUUCAGAGAAAAAUUGAUACAGUAGAAGGCCUCUUAUAUAUCCCAGUUUUCUAUUAAGAUAUUGUGAUAAUGCAGUUAAUUUUUUAUACAAGCUUCUACACAAAAGGAUUGCAGUAGCUGAUGGAUAUUAGAUUUCCUGGCCUUUUCCCUUAUCAUUGAGGUGAGACUUGAUUUAGGGCCAUGUUCAGCCGGUCGGAGUGAAGGACUGCGAUGAUGCUGUACUUUAAAGAAAAUUAUUGCGAGUAAAGUAUUAUACUGAUGCAGUGAUAUGGUUAGCAUCAGUGUUGGUGUACAUUUGGCUAUAUCCUCAAUCCCAUUUUGUUUAUUAUAUUUAUUACUCUCUCACCCUUCAAACUGGGAACAUGAUAAAGCUAUCCAAAUAUCUUGCAUGUAGAUUGAUAUUUAUGUAGGAUAUCAGUUAUUGUUAAGUAUAACUUCGUAACUGAAAUAUAGCAACUCAGCAAUAAGCUGCUUUUUCUUUAAUUGUUAGGAAGUGAAACCUUUUUAUCUCACUAGGUUUAAUUGGUACGUCAGCGCUGCCUCCCGAAGUAGUCCAAUGUGUUCGAGAAAUGAAAUUCUUAUCAGGGGGAUAUCCAGAUCCGCCUGUUGAUUAACAGAGCGCAUUUACAGUGAUACUUCUGUUUAGGGCAAAUGCUGGGAACUGUUCACGCAAGACAGUUACUAUUCCAGUCACGCUGUCCCAAUCGACUCUGUUUAGUAUCAUUUUACAUUUUCUACAGAUUCUUCUUAUUGUUCUCAUUACUCCUUCAUACUCUUCUUUUAAGCAAAUUAAAUAGCAUUCUGUUUGUCAUAAUUAUAAUGUCUUUCAUAUGUAUUUCCAAACCAUUUGUUAUAAUGCCUGUAGGUAGUCCUGACUGCAAAAGCAGUUGAAAGUAUCUGGGAUAGAUCUUCGAAUGCAGGGUUGCAUCUAUGUCCUUCGUCACAAAGAAAUUAAUGGGGAUUGUCGUGAUCAUUAUUAUUAUUUUGAAAAAGUCGGUCAGUGAGCAUUGGCAGGCAUAAAAUGGGUGAGGUAAAACUCCUGGACUUAUAUUUAUUUACAUAUACAGGUGUUUUACAGUAAGAUGUCUUGUGGGCUUUAAAUUUGCUCCAUAUGUUUUCGUGUGGGAGUAUUGUGUCUGUUCUUUAAAUUCAUCAUCCCAGAUCAUGUCUCAUUUUUGUGUACCAGUAGAAGAUGAUGGUUUCAAGAAAAUUUUCCGAAAUGGGAAUUUUCGCAGGAUGCUCAAAAUGUAUUGUCUGAUUUUAAUCAAUAUUUUAUUGACUGACCUUUGUGGUUUUAGCACCCCGUCAAUGGGACUGGCUGUUAUGAAGCUGAAUACCAGUGCAAAAUAGUUCUCAUCCUGCAAAAUAGGAUUCUGAUGUGAUAGAGUUUCCAGCCAUGAUCUACUACUGAUGCACAAGCUUCUAAAAAACAAAUGCCUGCGGUGGGAAUGAACACGAAUGUGAUGCAGUAAUUAUGACUCUCAAUAAUCCUCUGAUUGAGCUUCUUGGUGAAGUGUAAAAAAUCCAUAACUACUGAACUGAUUUUGUAAAUGUAAUUUCAGUAUCCAUUCUCUUUUAUUUUUAAAGUAGGUAGUAGGUAGACUGCCUGUGUGAAAAUGGUCAACGUCACAAAAUUUAAACUUGCACUUUUGGACUCAAAUGUGAAGUUAAUGCACAACCUAAAAGUACGAAACUUUUGUUUAACUGUAAAAAAUGCAGGCAAUAUCUCCUGUUAAUCUGACUAUAUCUGGAUUUCCUUCAGUAUUUGUAAUUCUUAUUAAUGUAUGGUUACAAAUAUGUGAGUAAUAAAUUACUAUACUUUUA